Molecule: messenger RNA, 1543 nt
Organism: Arabidopsis lyrata subsp. lyrata
Lineage: Eukaryota; Viridiplantae; Streptophyta; Magnoliopsida; Brassicales; Brassicaceae
Exons: 1
Coding region: 97-1443 (448 amino acids)
Source: RefSeq, a predicted model, not a curated record
CUGAAGAUAAAUACCAAUUAUACACACUCCACUAGUGUAGUAGUCAGUAGAGGACUCGUAUUUUAUCAAUUAUCAUCAUCUCCUCGAGAAAAGAAAAUGGGAGCUGAAGUUAUAGUGAUCUCUAAUAGCAUUGUUCGACCAGAGAGCUACAGCGAGGAAUCGGAUCGGGUUAAGAUCCAUCUCUCUCCAUGGGAUCUCUUCUUUCUACGAUCCGAAUACCCACAAAGAGGUCUUCUCUUUCCUCAACCCGACUCGGAAACCCGUAUAAUCUCUCAGUUGAAAUCCUCUCUCUCCGUCGCGUUGAAGAUCUUCUACCCAUUCGCUGGCCGUCUAGUCAAGAUCGAGAACGAGGACGAUGGAACGGCGUCGUUUUACGUCGAUUGUGAUGGCUCAGGUGUCAAAUUCGUCCACGCUUCAGCUAAAACUGUUUCGGUGAGUGAUGUUUUAGAACCUGUCGAUGGUAAUGUGCCUGAGUUCUUGAAUCGUUUUUAUCCGGCGAAUAGUGUUACAAGCUUUGAAGGGAUAUCGGAUUCGUUAAUAGCGUUUCAAGUAACUGAAUUGAAAGAUGGAGUUUUUAUAGGGUUUGGUUAUAAUCAUAUGGUUGCAGAUGGAUCUUCGUUUUGGAGUUUCUUCAAUACUUGGUCGGAGAUUUGCUUUAACGGGUUUGAUUCCGAUCAUCGGAGAAAGUUUCCUCCUUUGCUUCUCCGUGGGUGGUUUCUCGACGGGAUUGAGUAUCCGAUUCGAAUUCCGAUCUCGGAGACGGAGACACCGAACCGGGUUGUUGUUACUUCAUCGUUAAUACAAGAGAAGAUUUUUCGAGUCACGAGUAGAAACAUCUCUGAGCUUAAAGCGAAAGCUAACGGCGAGGUUAGUUCCAAUGAUCGGAAAAUCUCGUCGCUUCAAGCGGUUUCAGCGUUUAUGUGGCGAUCGAUAAUCAGAAAUAGUGGUCUGAAUCCGGAAGAAGUGAUUCAUUGCAAGUUACUGGUGGAUAUGAGACGAAGACUAAACCCUCCGCUUGAGAAAGAGUGUUUCGGGAACAUGGUUGGAUUCGCGACGGUGACGACCACGGUCGCGGAGAUGCUUAACAAUGGGCUUGGUUGGGCUGCAUUGCAAAUAAACAAAACUGUUGGGUCACAAACGAAUGAAGAGUUUAGAGAGUUUGCUGAGAAUUGGGUGAAGAAACCGAGUAUACUGAAUGCUAAGGCUUUUAGUAAUUGUAUAACAAUUGCUAGCUCUCCGCGGUUCAAUGUGUAUGGAAACGAUUUUGGUUGGGGUAAACCGAUUGCGGUUCGAGCUGGACCGGGAAAUACUACCAAUGGUAAACUCAUUGCGUAUCCGGGGAUUGAAGAAGGAAACAUCGAGUUUCAAACGUGUUUAUCGUCUAGUGUUUUGGAGAAAUUAUCGACUGAUGCAGAGUUUUUGAAGUAUGUAUGUGUUGUAUAAGUAAAAUCAUCCAAAUCAAACGUACUUUUUUCUGUCUUGAAUAAAGAAAGAAAAAAGUUGAAGAUGUGAAACGAAUCUUUGUCAGCAAAUUUGACAAAUC